GAAACAUUGUAAAUGUGUUUAGUAACAGCGAGGCGGUGCCCGUCACUCAGUGUUGGAGUUAUUAGCCUCAGGAACAGAGGAAGUUGUCCUGUGGCAGUGAACGCAUUCGUGUUGUAGUUCGAAAAGCCUACUUCUUUCCUUUGCACGCUUUUUUAAGCGCAGUUCAUAAAGCUGCGGUCAUGGAGUGUCGCGUGUUGUCAAUUCAGAGUCAUGUUGUCAGAGGAUACGUCGGGAACAAGUCGGCAUCUUUCCCGCUGCAGGUGCUGGGCUUUGAAGUGGACUCUAUCAACUCGGUGCAGUUCUCCAAUCACACAGGCUACGACCACUGGAAGGGACAAGUACUGACAGCAGAGGAGCUGAAUGUGUUGUAUGAGGGGAUCAGGCUCAAUAAUGUCAACCAAUACGACUACAUUCUCACAGGCUACAGCAGAGACGCCUCCUUCCUAGAAACAGUGGUGGACAUAAUCCAGGAGCUGAAGAAAACCAAUCCAAGUCUGAUUUAUGUUUGUGAUCCUGUUAUGGGAGACCACGGUUCUAUGUAUGUUCCAGAGAAUCUAUUGCCGGUCUACAAGGACAAAGUCGUUCCAUUGGCUGACAUUCUCACCCCCAACCAGUUUGAAGCAGAGUUGUUGACUGGAAGGAGAAUUAACACAGAGGAAGAUGCUGUUGAGGUGAUGGAGCUGCUUCAUAAAAUGGGUCCAGGAACAGUGGUCCUCACUAGUACCGAUCUUCCCUCUAAACAAGGGGACCAGUUUCUGGUGGCCUUUGGAAGUCAAAAGAUCGUGAAACCAGAUGGGACAAACACCAGUCAGAAAAUCUGCCUGGACAUCCCCAGAGUGGAUGCUGUCUUUGUGGGGACAGGCGACCUGUUUGCUGCUAUGCUGUUGGCAUGGACUCAUCAACACCCGAAGGACCUGAAGACGGCCUGUGAGAAGACGGCGUCAGCGAUGCACCACGUCAUUAAGAGGACCAUGACCUACGCCAAUGAAGUCGCUGGCCCUGGGAAAAGGCCUAGUCCUGCACAGCUGGAGCUGAGGAUGGUUCAGAGCAAAGCUGACAUCGAGAAUCCUGCCAUCGUCGUUGGAGCCAAGGUUUUACAUGAGCCUUCGCACUAAAGGCAGCAGUGUUUUUAUAAACACAGUGGUAAUGUGGGUGUUCAGUCAGACGAGUUUCUCUUCAAAGACUGUGUCACAUGUUUAAGCCUUAUUCUCUGAGGGAGUGCGAGUAUGUCACCUCUCAUGUUAUUGACUUGAAGUUUGAUCACAGAUCACUAGAAUCACUAAAAUACAUUGGUAAUUCCAGUUGCAGCAGAGUUCUCACAUCAAUGUGUAUUGUAUUUUAACUUGCAUCUUACAAUCAGAAUUUUAUUUCUAUAUAAAUGCAGUUUAUUUUACUGUUUUAAAAGAUAAUCAAAUUGUCAUUUUAGUGUCAAUCUCACCAACAAUUGUUGCCAAAUUAAUUGACUUCCUUUUUAAUCAUGCACUGAUUUGUAGAAGUCGCUAGUUGUGUGACACGUUAGGUCUUAAACAUCUCAAAUUAAGGUAAGAUGUUAAUAUGUUUACUAACGAUUGUUGAUUGUCAUAUCUUUGUUGUUCAAACACACUGUAUAAUAUCCUUAACAGGAUUAUGGUGAAAUAACUUUUUGUGUUCUAAUGUAAUCCCAGAUUCUCACGUUAGAAAUGUGAGUGCCAGUCCUGGAAUAGCUGCUCUAAUAUAGAUGAAUAUAUGACCAGAAAUAAAUGAUCGAUCUUUUACUGAAAC
This is a messenger RNA of Cynoglossus semilaevis (tongue sole), 1761 nucleotides long. Its product is annotated as pyridoxal kinase. Lineage: Eukaryota; Metazoa; Chordata; Actinopteri; Pleuronectiformes; Cynoglossidae. Gene Ontology annotation, molecular function: pyridoxal kinase activity. The transcript has 11 exons. Gene Ontology annotation, biological process: pyridoxal 5'-phosphate salvage. Gene Ontology annotation, cellular component: cytosol. Bases 180 to 1115 code for a protein of 311 amino acids. The record is from RefSeq and is a predicted model, not a curated record.